AUGUCGACACCUGCAACUUCCGACUAUCACCACUCUCACCAUCAGGGGAGCCAUUCGCACCACACCACCUCUGCUACUCACGGCCAACCUUCGCGAUCGCACUCGACGCGGUCCCGCCCCAACACAUCGGCGAGCGCAGCAGGCACUCCCCACCGCUCUGUCUCGCAUUCUGCUCACCACGGCCAUUCCCGUCAGUCCUCGACAUCGAGCCGCCCCGUGCAGGACAUUCUCCCGCAGCGAGACUAUGAGGCGAGCAACUUAGCCUCAAAGCGAAGUUCAAGUAGAGACCGUCACGGCCCGUCCACGUCGCGAGGGGCUACCGCCGCCGCCGCCGCCGCCGACCCCAAAGGUCUCCAUCGCCGAUCCAGCAACCGAGCUGAUCCCACUAUUGUUGCCAAUGCAAACAAUCCGGGACCUGAAGCAGUGCCGCCCGUGAUGCAAGCCGCAGCAGACGCCCGCGCCACGGGCGCGAAGACGAGGACGACGCGGACGUUGAUUCCAACUCAAUCAGGAAAAUGGAUCUUGGGCAAGACGAUUGGUGCUGGUAGUAUGGGCAAAGUCAAACUCGCCAAGAAAGAGGAUGGCACAGAACAGGUGGCCUGCAAGAUCAUACCUCGAGGUUCUACGGAGGAGAAUCAUCACAGCCGUGCAGACAAAGAACGAGCAGACCAGUCCAAAGAGAUCCGCACAGCUCGAGAGGCUGCAAUUGUCACAUUGCUCGAUCAUCCCAAUGUUUGUGGGCUUCGUGACGUGGUGCGCACAAACCAUCACUGGUACAUGCUCUUCGAAUAUGUAAACGGCGGCCAGAUGCUAGAUUAUAUCAUCUCGCAUGGCAAACUAAAAGACAAGCAAGCAAGGAAAUUCAGCCGGCAGAUCGCGAGCGCCUUGGACUACUGCCACCGGAACAGUAUUGUGCACCGUGAUCUGAAGAUCGAGAACAUACUGAUCGCCAAGACUGGAGACAUCAAAAUCAUCGACUUUGGUCUCAGUAACCUGUUCGCCCCGCGAGGCCACUUGAAAACCUUCUGUGGCAGUCUUUACUUUGCCGCUCCUGAGUUGCUUCAAGCUCGCGCCUACACCGGCCCAGAGGUGGACGUUUGGAGUUUCGGUAUCGUGCUUUACGUCUUAGUCUGCGGUAAAGUUCCGUUCGAUGAUCAGAGCAUGCCGGCCCUGCAUGCAAAGAUCAAGAAGGGACUGGUCGACUAUCCCAGCUGGCUCAGCACCGAAUGUCGACAUCUCCUCUCUCGAAUGCUCGUUACAGAUCCAAAGGCGCGUGCCACCAUGCACGAAGUAUUGAACCAUCCAUGGAUGACGAAAGGCUAUGGUGGCCCCCCAGAGAACCAUUUGCCUGCACGAGAACCACUAACACUGCCCCUCGACCAAGAAGUCAUCAAUGCCAUGACAGGCUUCAACUUUGGACCACCUGAAGUCAUCAAGGCGCAAUUGACCAGACUCAUAGAGUCUGAUGACUACAAGAGAGCGGUCGCCUUGUGGCAAAAGGAAAAGGACAUACCUGCACCAAUGAGGGAUGUUGAAAAGAAGAGAGGCUUUGGAUUCGACUUUUACAAGAGAAGGAACUCGGCUAACAGCCGUGACAACCUCACAGCCCCCAGUUCAGAAGCUCUUGCGCUGGGUAGCGAUCCCCUGAAUGCCUUCAGUCCUCUUAUUUCAAUCUACUACCUAGUUAGGGAGAAGCAGGGUAGAGACUCGGUUGAUAUUCAGCCCAAGCAUCACGCGCCCAAGAAUGCUGCCGACACGCCAAUGCCAGAGAUUGCACCACCACAAGAGGCGCACACCAAUACUGCCGCUUACGAGAUGCCGGGAGAGAAGCCUACUGGUGGGCGGUCUCGUCCUAGGGCACGAACGCACGGAGAAGACGAUGCACCCGAAGAAGUCAAGAAGGCGCAGGUGUCGCCACCAGCUCCCAAGGCACCCGAGGGACAACUGGAGGUACCUCAUAAGAAAGAAAGCGCGGCGGCUGGUCUGCUUCGGCGCUUUAGCACCCGACGUCGCAAGGAACCAGAGAGAGUAGAAAAGGAUCGAUCGCACCCACCAGUGGUCCACGUUCAUUCACCCGAGCAUACCGUCGCACCACGGAAGAGCUUUAGCAUCAGGAGAUCGAGGCGCGAUCGAGACGAGACUGAUGGUGCUCGCUUGCGUUCUGGCAGCAGCCAGCCUCAGCACCGAGAUCUUCUGAGCUUGCCCUUGGCGGCCGGUGAUAGCAGCUCAAGUAAGAAAGGGCUCGGACGGUCGACCAGUGUCAACUCGGCGGAUUACAGAAGACGCCAGUACAAUUCAGCCAGUCGAGUCGCCAAGGACCCGCCCCCAACAAGCGGCUCGGACCAUUCAGGCACUGAAAAGUCAGGAGGAGAGCAACAGAAGGAGUCCCUCAACACCCGCGCAGCGUCGAUGAGGGCCAAAUCUCUGGGUCAUGCUCGUAGGGAGAGCAUUCAAGCAAGACGACUCAAGAGAGAGGGCGCCCGCGCGGCUGAUGUACCCGAGGAAACGGAUGCGGAAUUGGGCGAGGCAAGUGGCGCCUCGGCAGAACGACUCGACGACUCUGAGCUGGCGAAGCCGGUCUUUCUCAAAGGUCUCUUCAGUGUUUCUACGACUUCGACGAAAUCUGUACCGCAAAUCCGCGCAGAUGUCAAGCGAGUACUGAAACAACUUGGAGUGGACUACACGGAAAUUCGAGGCGGAUUCAGCUGCCGCCACAGGCCGAGCAUUGAUCUGCACAAGGUAACAGACGGCCCCGGUAGCCCUGUGGCCACACCGGGUCAUAGACGGAGGUUUAGCUUUGGUCUCCGCAACGAAAAGGAUCGGGAUGAGCUACGAGAGAUGGAUAGAGUCCCCGGGACACCGCGGACACCUGGUAAAGGCCACCAGACUGACCGGAGUGCUUCCAACUCGGAACUCUCGGAGAAUGGCAGCGUUCGCGACGCCGGCGGUUCCUCUCGAAGGGUGCCUGGAGAAACAACAACUCAGGUGCAGAGUGAUCUGGGCGGCAGCAUGACAUUAGACUUUGAGAUCUUCAUUGUCAAAGUGCCUUUGUUAUCUCUUCACGGAUUGCAAUUCAAGCGUAUGGAAGGCAACACGUGGCAAUUCAAGAACAUGGCGGAUCAGAUUCUCAAGGAGCUACGGCUAUGA
Messenger RNA from Pestalotiopsis fici W106-1, 3147 nucleotides. RefSeq lists its product as uncharacterized. Gene Ontology annotation, biological process: microtubule cytoskeleton organization; protein phosphorylation; intracellular signal transduction. Bases 1 to 3147 code for a protein of 1048 amino acids. The transcript has 3 exons. Gene Ontology annotation, molecular function: ATP binding; tau-protein kinase activity; protein serine/threonine kinase activity. Lineage: Eukaryota; Fungi; Ascomycota; Sordariomycetes; Amphisphaeriales; Sporocadaceae. The record is from RefSeq and is a predicted model, not a curated record. Gene Ontology annotation, cellular component: cytoplasm.